Molecule: messenger RNA, 2163 nt
Organism: Gigantopelta aegis
Lineage: Eukaryota; Metazoa; Mollusca; Gastropoda; Neomphalida; Peltospiridae
Exons: 12
Coding region: 141-2093 (650 amino acids)
Source: RefSeq, a predicted model, not a curated record
GAACACGUUGUCUCCAUAUAUAGUGGAGCAAUGAAAUAGAGUGGUGCUUUGUCUAAUAGCCUCUUGUUUUCCUCUCCACGUUUUCACUGAUGCAUCUUUAACCUGAUUUUUAUCGUGAAGUACAAGACAGAGUGAAAAAGAUGAGAGAACUCUUCACCAGUGGUUGUCUUCUCUUACUUUGCUGUAUUGAAGGGAUGAUUGGGGAAGACCAUAGGACUGAGACAAGACACGUGCCAAAUAGAGGUCGCUUGGUUUCAACGGAUGACGUUCUUUUCCAUGGUAGAGGACGCAAAAAUUGGGCAUUGGGCAAACGCACCCACCAGUCGUCGACAUUUAACCUCUUUUUUUACUCGAAACACGCCGUCGACGGAAGUCUGUCCAACGACGGCAUGACAUUUUUCUCCUGUAUGCACACAAAAUUUGAGAGACAUCCAUGGUGGAUAGUGGAUCUCCAAGUGACCAUCCGUGUGAAGGAAGUUUACAUCAUGAACCGAGGCGACUGCUGUGGUAAACGACUUAAACAUUUCCACAUUGACGUUCACAAAGGUAACUUUGCACGACUACGGUUAGUCGGCUUGUGUCAUUACCAAAGUGAACCCCUCAAGACUGGGAUUGCCAAGAAUUUCCGCUGCCCCUAUGACCUGAUAGGUCAGUUCGUCCGACUGUGGAUUGACAGCUACGAUGAAGCUCUAAACGUGUGUGAAGUCGAGGUGUACGGGUCGAUGUACAUACAUAGUAACGAUCCGAGUGACGGGUCAUGGGCGUUAAACAUGCCGGCCUGGCAAUCAACAUUGGAAAACGGCUAUAAAGCCGUCGACGGCAACUACAACAACAUGUGGGUUGGUGACUCGUGCUCACACACCCGCGGCGGCGACAAGAGGCCGUAUUGGCAAGUGGAUCUCUUGCAGAUGUUGAUCAUCACCAGCGUCAAACUGUACAAUCGUAAAGACUGCUGUGGUGACCGACUCCACGACUUCCGGAUUGACGUGUAUGCACGCACAAACAACAAAGACCCCCACAAAUGCAACGAGCAGAAAGGGUCUCCAAUGGGGCUCUCUCGGAAAUAUAAAUGUUUCCAGGACCUUCUAGGACGCAUCGUUCGCGUCACAAAAACGAAAAUCCUCGGAAAACAUGACGUGUUGACGUUAUGUGAAGUCGAGGUGUUCGGCUGGAAACUGGUUUCAGAUCCCGAAUACCUGAAGAGUCGGGACAAUUUUGCUAUAGGCCAACGGGUGUGGCAGUCCGCGGGCACGGUCAGCGCGAAAAAAGCCGUGGACGGCAAUCUGCAUAACAACGAUGCCGGCGGUACGUGUUCCCUGGCGGAGAGCAAUAGCGGAGGUAGUACCUGGUGGAAGGUGAUGGUCGGCACGAUGUACGUGGAAGCCAUCUUGCUCGUCUUCCGAGUUGACUGCUGUGAAAAUCAAGCUCCCACUCUGCAAGUGUGGGUGGACAGGAAGGUGUUGUGUGGCAGACAGCGGGAGUGGUAUAAGAAAGGCGCGGCGGUCGGUUAUCCCUGCCCUCCCAACACGCUGGGGCACUAUGUCCUCAUCAUGAAAGGUCCGGGAACCUUUCCCCAUGACUUCCUCGCGUUGUGUGAAGUAGAGGUGUAUGGAAAUAAAGAAGAUAAAAACUGGGCACUGGGCGCGAAAGCGAGCGUAUUGUAUUUAACCGCGGGUGGCAAGCAGGUCGGACAGCCGCACGACGCCCCCCAGGCUACGGACGGGGACUUCUCGAACAGUUAUUCGGAGAACGUGUGUCCCGUACAUACCGGGUAUUAUUUCUUCACGCUCGUCGUCGACCUCGACGCAAGCCUGUAUGUGGACAGAGUCGUGUACCAAACCGCAGUAGGACACACGUUUACUAUGCGCAAGGUGAAUGUUUGGUUAGUUAACACGCUGUUGAAAUUCACCAACAAACACGCAUGUAACCGCGUCCCUGGAACUACUGGUGCCGGCCAAUAUGUGACGGUCAAGUGCAAGGGCUAUAGACUGGACCUCCUCGCCAGUCGAGUUAUGUUGAAAAAUACUUUAAGAGGGCAGCCGAUGUUAAUCUGCGAAGUAGAAGUCUACGGAAAAUUCGCCUAUUUUGUAUAACGCCUUUCUUGUGAAGAUGUAGAAAUAUAAUAUCGAAUAUUUAAGAAAGAAUAAAGUUCUAAAAAACUUU